CUUUCCCCGCAGCACGGUGUGCUGCUUGUCCUGGAGCUGGAGCAGCAACUUGCUGCAGGGAGCAGAACCAAAAAUGGCAGUCUCUCUUUGGAAAAGUUUACUCCAAACCACAAAGAGUAGACUAUUCCUGCAAAGAUGUGUGUCACUUUAUAACCGUGCCCAUGGCUUUGAGGAAGAAGAGAUAAAGAAAAAACUUCAGCAGUUUGGUGGUGGAUCCAUCAACCUUUCUAAGGAAGACAAUGGCAUUGGAGUCCUGACCUUGAACAACCCAAAGCUAAUGAAUGCAUUCACAGGCACUAUGAUGCUAGAACUCCAGGAGAGGGUAACUGAACUGGAAAAUUGGAAGGAUGGGAAAGGUCUUAUCAUCCAUGGUGCAGAAAAUACUUUUUGCUCAGGAUCUAAUUUGAAUGCCGUCAGAGCAAUGUCCAGCCCACAGGAUGGAAUGAACAUCUGCAUGUUUAUGCAAAACACCUUAACCAGACUCAAGAGGCUGCCUCUGAUUAGUGUUGCAUUAGUUCAAGGAAAAGCUCUGGGAGGUGGAGCAGAAUUUACCACCGCAUGUGAUUUCAGGUUAAUGACUCCAGGAAGCGAGAUUAGAUUUGUCCACAAGCAAAUGGGUUUAGUACCAGGCUGGGGUGGAGCUGCCAGGCUAGUACAAAUCGUUGGCAGUGGCGCUGCCCUGAAGCUGCUAAGUGGUGCUUUCAAAGUGGAUCCUCAGAGCGCAGUACAUCUCGGGCUGGCUGAGGAAACUUUGCCGUCUUCAGAUGAAACCAGAUCUUUAGAAGAAGCCCAAGCAUGGCUAAAUCAAUAUACAAAGGGUCCGGCCGAAGUGAUUCAGGCUGUGAAAAAGGUGGUCACAGCAGGAAGAGAGCGACAGUUCGAAGCUGCUUUACGGGCAGAGAAGGACAUUUUUGGAACCGUUUGGGGUGGGCCUGCCAAUUUGCAGGCCUUCGCUCAAAGCACAAAACACAAAUGAUUAACUGUCAAUGCAUAAGAAAAAUGUUUUUGAUCUUUUGCAAACAAAGCCUCCACUAAAGCAGGCGUU
Molecule: messenger RNA, 1045 nt
Organism: Emys orbicularis (European pond turtle)
Lineage: Eukaryota; Metazoa; Chordata; Testudines; Emydidae
Gene: ECHDC1
Product: ethylmalonyl-CoA decarboxylase 1
Exons: 6
Coding region: 74-976 (300 amino acids)
Biological process (GO): fatty acid beta-oxidation
Cellular component (GO): cytosol
Molecular function (GO): catalytic activity
Source: RefSeq, a predicted model, not a curated record